Messenger RNA from Parus major (Great Tit), 1139 nucleotides. RefSeq names its product TATA-box binding protein associated factor 12 (gene TAF12). Gene Ontology annotation, biological process: RNA polymerase II preinitiation complex assembly; DNA-templated transcription initiation. The record is from RefSeq and is a predicted model, not a curated record. Gene Ontology annotation, molecular function: TBP-class protein binding; DNA binding; protein heterodimerization activity. NCBI's taxonomy places the organism in Eukaryota, Metazoa, Chordata, Aves, Passeriformes, Paridae. Gene Ontology annotation, cellular component: transcription factor TFIID complex; SLIK (SAGA-like) complex; SAGA complex. Bases 237 to 722 code for a protein of 161 amino acids. The transcript has 6 exons.
UUCCAUACCAAAUCCGGGAGGGAACACUAGAGUGGGCGCCGAGUUGGUCCCGGUGGCGGUCGGUGACCUUCGCUUUGCCCCACGACUCCCAGCGGAGACGUUCUGCACUGGGAGAGGGAUUCGUUCCCAUCCCGGCGGUCUCCGUGGUGCUGUUGACUGCUUUGGAUCCCCACAACCCCAAGAAGAAGCAGGACCUAGACAAACUUUAUGAUCUAAAAGCUAAAGCCCAACAGAUUAUGAACCAGUUUGGCACUUCUACCUUGAUCAACCUCUCCAACUUCUCCUCAAUUAAGCCAGAACCAGCCAGCACCCCCCCCCAGAGCUCCAUGGCCAACAGCACCACUGUGGCAAAGAUGCCAGGAACACCCUGUGGAGGAGGGCGGCUCAGUCCUGAAAGCAACCAGGUUUUAACCAAGAAGAAGUUGCAGGACCUGGUGCGUGAGGUGGAUCCGAACGAGCAGCUGGAUGAAGAUGUGGAGGAGAUGCUGCUACAGAUUGCUGAUGACUUCAUUGAGAGUGUGGUGACAGCUGCUUGCCAGCUUGCGCGGCAUCGCAAGUCCAACACCCUGGAAGUGAAAGACGUCCAGUUGCACCUCGAGCGCCAGUGGAACAUGUGGAUCCCAGGCUUUGGUUCUGAAGAAAUCAGGCCCUACAAAAAAGCCUGCACUACAGAAGCUCACAAACAGAGAAUGGCACUGAUCCGCAAAACUACCAAGAAAUAGCUCCUGAGCAGAGCCAGAGACACCAGGACACCUGUCUCUCCACUGAAGCCUCCAUGAUGUCACCUGUGGGAUACUUUUUUAAUGCUUUACAGAAAAGCAUCUAUUUUUUAUUAAUGGUGCAGCAAUAUCUUGACUUGAUGAGGAGACCUGCCAAAAACAUUCUAUGCCCUGUUCUUCGAUCCUCCUCAGAGUGCGACAUAUCUCAAACAGAGACUUUUAUUUGUGACUUGAAAGUGGUUUAUCGUACAAGUGAUUAUCCAAGGGACAGAGCAUUUGAUCGUGUGUGGGACAGUAUUAGAAGCAUCUGUAGAGGUUUUUGUUUCCUCCUUCCUGCCCGUAUCUGGUCCAGUACUUUGUAAUGUCAGUGUUUAUAUAAAUACUUGCGUUUGUUUUUCAUGAAUAAAGAAAUUAUUCUAA